Messenger RNA from Pseudopipra pipra, 2231 nucleotides. RefSeq names its product apovitellenin-1-like. Gene Ontology annotation, cellular component: chylomicron. The record is from RefSeq and is a predicted model, not a curated record. The coding region runs from base 1587 to 1904 and encodes 105 amino acids. Gene Ontology annotation, molecular function: enzyme inhibitor activity. The transcript has 3 exons. Gene Ontology annotation, biological process: lipid metabolic process. NCBI's taxonomy places the organism in Eukaryota, Metazoa, Chordata, Aves, Passeriformes, Pipridae.
CCUUUGACCCCUUGCUAUCAUUAUAUUCGCUCCAUAAAUGCCAGUGUCUCAGAUGAGCAUCUACCUCAGCUUCAGCCUGAGAAAGAGAGAAGGCAGGACAGGUAAGUGCUGAACUCUCUGUUCUGGGUGGGAUGGGCAUUGUGACUGGUGUGGCUAGAUCAAAGGGAAGUGAGUGAAGAUGAUCAUCUAUUUUUCCCCAUUUCUUAUUGCAAGCCAAUUAAGAAAUUGGCUUCUCACACUCCGCAGGCAGGAAUACUGAUGAAAUGGGAGAAGGUGGGGGUGCUUCAGGUGACCUGGGUUGAAGUUGAGUGAUGGAUGCUCCAUAAGACGCUCAUAGGAGGGUCAAGCCCAUGGUACGAAUUGCAGAGCUUCAGUGUUGGAAGAUACAUAAGCUUUUCCCAGCUGCCUUCAUCACAGGGAUUACAGGCUCUAAACUGGAUAAGAGCACCUCUUUAUGCUCUUGGGAGGCAAAUUUACGCCUUUUGUGUACAUGGAGAAAAACUGGCUCUGGGAUUAAAAAUUAAGGUAGGGUGGUAAAGGAGCAACUGCUCCUGGGCAACAAAUGUCUAGGAAAUGGAAUGGUAGCUUUUGGAGGCAAUCUGUGCACAGAAGGAUGUAAAAAUGGAUGGAAAUUUCCUUACUGUGGGAUAAGAAGGAGCAUUGACUUGUAGCCACCUGGUAUGGGAUUUAGCAAAGCAUUCACAUGUAAUAGACUUGCAGCCUUUUUUGCUGUUGCAAUUCUAAAAGUUCAUUGUUUUCUUCAUGUUGUUCUGAGUGAUGCAGCCCUAUAGCUGAGGGCAGAAAUCAAUAUUAAUUUCUAAACACGUUUUUAAACACAGAAUGUUUGAAAAGCUUGUUUAGAUGUAAUGUAUUUUCAAUGUACCAAGUACUGAAUUUUCAAUUCUCCAAUUCUGACUUUUUUAACAGACAAAAAUAAAGGAAGUCAGAUGAAGCUAAAUUUUGCACUCACUCCCUUUUGAGAACUUGUUCUACUUGAGCUACUAUCUGCUGCAUUAAUCCCAGAGUGAAAAAGACAAGUGAACCUAGUUGGCUGGUUGGCAACUUUCCUCAGCUAAAGCAAGGCAAAAUACUCAGAUCACUGGGUCACUAAGAUGAUCAUUGUAUGUGAUGCACACGUGCACGCUAGUGCAAUGUUCUUUAGAGCAAUUUAAUAAAACAAGCAAAGAAAUCCCACAUUAUGAAUUUGUACUUAUUCAUAGAGGAAACCUAUUCUUACUUCUGGCAGUUUUAGUUGUUUGUUCAUGUGCUGAAAUAAGGGAUUUUAGCUCUCAUAUAAAAGACCUAGCUUUACUCUCACAUAUUUCUUUGAGCUCUGAAAGUUAUUAUUGUGAAUAUUUGUGAUUAUACAAAUAAAAGAACACCUUCAUUUUUAUACUAUUUUUUCCUCACUUCUUCGGAGUAAAUGCACCAUGGUCUUUCCUGUUCUUGUCUUCAUUUAUUGGUUAGCUUUGUUGCAAAAAUCUGGUGUUUAACCAACAUGUUUUAUUUCUCUGAAAACAAACAAACAUUGUAUGCUGAUUCCUGCAGGUCUCUCAGUAUAGGGAGCAGAACUGGUACUGCAAACCAUGUUGCAAUCCAGGGUACUGGUGAUAGCUCUGAUUCUGCUCCUCAGCACCACUCUGCCUGAAGUGCACUCAAAGUCCGUCUUUGAGAGAGACCGUCGUGACUGGCUGGUCGUCCCUGAUGCAGUUGCAUCUUAUGUCUAUGAAGCUGUGAACAAGGUGUCCCCUAGAGCGGGUCAGUUCUUGGUUGAUGCUGCCCAGACUCCAGCAGUUGUUGCAACUAGGAACUUCAUCAUCAGAGAAACAACUAAACUCAGUAUGAUGGCUGAAGAGCUGAUUGAAAAAAUAAAGAACCUGUGGAAAAGAGUCCGAGGCUAUUAGCCAGAAGAAGACAAGUCAGUGUCUCCUGAUGUGAAUUGGUAACACCCUGCAGUGUCCUCUUUCCUCCUGCUCCUACUACGGGCCAAGAUCAGUCGAUAAGACAGAAUCAAUGCUCCUCUUAGUGCCACUAGAGGGAACCCACCUUCAAAGACCAAAAGAUGGAAGGCAUCUGCUGAAGCCUCCCCCAGAAAAAAAAGAACACGCAGCUGGGCAUAGGGAAGACAAUAAGAUUGUAGAGCUCUUCUGUAGCCAAAUCUUGAAAAUUAAUUCCUCCUGAAAGGCUUGGCCAUUGCCCCUCCAAUAAAAUAGUGUUGGUUGUUACACUUC